AGCAAACAUGACCUGCUUCAGUUUCUUGAAGAGGCAACAUGAGGAGCUCCAAGCUGUUCGUACUAAUGGUGUUGGUGGUCGCUGGUUACACCAGCCCAAUAGCACCACCUAUUGAUAAAGACCAGGAGAAGAUAGCAAUGAAUUACCUGACCAAGUUGUAUGGCCUCCAAAAGCAGAGCCACCACUCUAAACUAAAAAGCUCAAGUGAUUUGAGUCUACGGUUGAAAGAGAUGCAAGUGUUUUUCGGACUUCAGGUAACAGGAAAGCUGAAUGCAGAGACCCUGGAUGUGAUGAAGAAGCCACGCUGUGGGGUUCCAGACGUAGCAGCAUACUCGACUUUUGGAGGGGAAUACAAGUGGAAAAAAAAUAAUCUGACCUACAGGAUUGAGAACUACACACCUGACAUGUCGCAAGCCGAGGUGGAUGAGUCCAUUAAAAAAGCCUUGCAGGUGUGGGCAGAUGUUACUCCACUGAGAUUCACUCGUAUCCACAGCGGCACAGCUGACAUCAUGAUCUCCUUUGCAGUUAGAGAUCAUGCUGAUGGUUACCCCUUUGAUGGGCCAAAUGGUUUCCUGGCUCACGCCUUCCCACCUUUUGAGGGUAUUGGUGGCGAUGCCCAUUUUGAUGAUGACGAGGAUUUUUCCUACCUAUCUCCUCAAGGAUACAAUUUGUUCUUGGUUGCUGCCCAUGAGUUUGGACACUCUCUGGGUCUUGAACAUUCCCAGGAUCCAGGUGCACUGAUGUAUCCCAGCUACGCCUACAGAGAUGUCAGUACCUUCUCCCUCCCUCAAGAUGAUGUCAAUGGAAUCCAGUCUCUUUAUGGCCCAAACCCUGAUGUCGACCCCAAUGAACCAAAACCCACACCACAAGUUACCCCGAAUACAUGCGAUCCUAAACUUGUUUUGGAUGCUGUCACCAUGCUGCGUGGAGAGAUAAUGUUCUUCAAGGGCAGCUUCUUCUGGCGCAGUUACCCCUUGAGUAGAACAGGAGAACAGCAUCUCAUUAAAAGCUUCUGGCCUGAGCUUCCAGAUAGUAUUGAUGCAGCAUUUGAGAGUAGUUUUGAGGACAAAGUCUUCCUUUUCAAAGGUGAAAAGGUCUGGGCUCUCUAUGGCUAUGACAUGGUACCGGGAUAUCCCAAGAGUCUCAGCAGCUUCAAUUUGCCUAAAAAAGUGAAGAAAAUCAAUGCAGCCCUGUACGAUGAAAAUACCCACAAAAUAAUGUUUUUCGUUGACAAUCAGGUUUAUAGUUAUAAUGAGGAGAACCGGAGAAUGGAAAAAGGUUAUCCUAAACGGCUGGAUAAAGUGUUCCCAGGAAUGACAGGGAAGGUGACUGCAGCCUUUCAGUACAAAGGUUUCGACUAUCUCUUCAGCGGACCAAAAUUGUUGGAAUUUGGUUCCAAUAACAAGAAGCUGUUCCGUGUUCUUAACAACAAUUACUUUCUGCCCUGUUAGUCUGAUGUUGAGUUUCUUGGUAAAGCACAGCAAUGCACUGCCUGUCUGAAGGAAAAUCUGAAUCUAUACCAGUAUUUGAAAGUAAAGUAUUGAUGAUUGAACUUGUGUAUUUAUUUGAUCAAAGAUAUAUUGAUAUUAUUUUUAGGUAGCCAGUAGCCCUAACAGAAGUUUUUGUAUGUGAUACUAAAUAACCAAACCAAACAAAAGAUUAAUAUUUAAAAAUAAAGACUUUAACAUUU
Xyrauchen texanus (razorback sucker) is the source of this 1690-nucleotide messenger RNA. Its product is annotated as collagenase 3-like. Gene Ontology annotation, cellular component: extracellular matrix. Lineage: Eukaryota; Metazoa; Chordata; Actinopteri; Cypriniformes; Catostomidae. Gene Ontology annotation, biological process: extracellular matrix organization; collagen catabolic process; proteolysis. Gene Ontology annotation, molecular function: metalloendopeptidase activity; zinc ion binding. The transcript is spliced from 10 exons. Bases 39 to 1451 code for a protein of 470 amino acids. The record is from RefSeq and is a predicted model, not a curated record.